Molecule: messenger RNA, 4555 nt
Organism: Sphaerulina musiva SO2202
Lineage: Eukaryota; Fungi; Ascomycota; Dothideomycetes; Mycosphaerellales; Mycosphaerellaceae
Exons: 1
Coding region: 447-2612 (721 amino acids)
Source: RefSeq, a predicted model, not a curated record
UCGUUUUGAUACAAUGGACGUUUGUGCUAACAAACCAUCCCAUCCGUCCCGACUCCUCGUAGUGCUCUUCUCCUUGCCAUCCCAUCCCCCUCACUUCCCAUCCCAUCCUCUUCUCCCCGCCUCACUACUAAGGCUUUGUCGCAGGCACACUCGGAAGAUCCGAAGUCGCAUCACAUCAGCCUGCAGUUCCCAAGCAAGGAACCGCUGAACACUUCUAGCACCGAGCUGCUGUGUAUGUGCGUGUGUCUGUGUGGCUGCGCGCCCGUUGCAGAUGCGCUAGCCGUUGUUCACCUCACUACCUACCUUAUCUCCAGGCACUCACAGCUUGCCUCAUGCUCAUGCGCGACUGCAUGUAUGGAAUAGCUGCGGACUUCCCUCGAACGUCACUCUAUAUCCUCGUCCAGUCCAUCGUACAAGCAACGAUAUAGGCAUCGCUGUGGCUGAAUAUGACGAGCGCAACACCUUCUUCGACGCCUCCAGAGGAGCACGCGACCCAUUCUGAAGCGCAACACCAGCACGGACACGAGCAGCAGCAGAAACAGAAGCAGAAGCAGAAGCAGGAUCAGGAGCAGACGCGCGAGCACGCGGAUGCGGACCAGCACGAGAAGGAUGUUGAGCAGCGCGAGGCUUACGAGUACUGGGGAUAUCUGUUUAAGCCGGAUAAGACGGGCACCGACAAGCUCAAGAGCUUGCUGCGAGGCUUGAAGGACCUCAUGAACGAGCAGUAUGAGCCCUCUGACAACCCCGAUCUGACGCCGAAUCAGCUGGCGCACUUCUACCGCGACCUGCAUGGCAACUACGAUCAGCUGUUCCUAGGCACGCCCAGCGAGAGCAUCGCCUUCAUCUACAAGAGCUUAGGCUGUCUGCACAGUCUGCAGCCGCUCCACCACACUCACCAGACUGCCUUUACGGAUCCCACCGUGCCUGCGCUGAAGACUGAGGGAUGGAUCAUGUGGCAGACGAUCCAGCUUCUCCUGGGGCCUGAAGAGCACUCGAGCUUCCUGCGAGAAGCUGUCGCCAAGUGGGAUGUCAAAGACCAUGACACCGGCGCCGUGCUCCCCAAGAUCCUGCCGCGAGAGUGCUUUCCAAUCGACCCGGAUAAGCACAUGGUGGCCUGGUACGAGGGUGUCUCGGAGCGCCUACGUCGAGAAGCAGAAGACGAAGAGCGCCACAAGCAUGUUGAGGUGGAGCACGACUCGGAUCAACCACCACCACGACGAGUACGAGAUAGAGCGCAUCAUGGGCCGCCACAUGGCCCUCCACGUCCAGAGGGAGAUGUGCCGAGUGAAGAUGAUGGUGCAUCAGUGGACUCACGAGGACCCGCGCUGGCAUACUUUCGAAACCCUUUAUACAGGCACGUGGAUGGCCGACCCUCCAUCGUGCGGAAAACGUCGAAAAGACCAGGCUUGAGCCCGCGCGCGACGAUGCUCGACAAAGGGAAAGCAGCAGCGGCUUCAUUCGGACGCAUCGCACGCGGUGUGGGCAGUCCGCACUUGUGGUCCGCCGAACCAAGACACAGCCGAAGUCAUUCUCGCGACCACCAGGACCACCACGAGCGAAGAAGGAGCCACGCGGACAACAGAUAUCCUCCCGAUACAGAAGAACCCACAUCCGCAGGUUCCUACGAUGAACGCUUCGAGCCACGAGCAAAUUCGAGCCACACCCAUAGCCAUAGUAGCCAUGGCCCCAGCCGUCACAGGCGGAAGUCUUCUCAGCCCGAUCGAGCUCCUUCCGGUGCUGUUGCGGACGAUGAGAUGGAGGAGAGCGAGACGAGCCCUGUAUACAGUCCUCCAUCGGGGUCCAAUUCGAGCAGACCUCGACACCAUCGCUCUAGGCCAUCUGAAGCUCGUGAUGGCGAUCGCGAUCAGCCGUUGCGACACUCCAGGAGCCACGAUCCGACGCCGAGUCAGCGCGAAGGUGAAGACUAUUUCGGUCCUGGCGGGCACUACGAGGAACCUCCUGCUGCUAGGAGAAGCUCUGUUCAUGACAGACCCAACACACCACCAGUGCAGUACAAUGACUUUGGCCCAUCCUUCGGACCUUCCGCUUCGCCCCUGUUCGCUGCAACAGUAGCCAGGCAUCCUGCUCCGCCUGCGCCUCAUUUCACACAGAACAUGCCACCAAGAGGGCCUCCUGGCAAUGGCCACCUGCCGCCACCAGGCCCAGAAUACGAUGGAGGUCUACCUGCGAGACACCAGUCAUUACGACGACAUCACGAUGGGUACGACGGCCGCAGCCCUGCGCGAGAUGACAGACAUUAUGGCAGUCCUCGGCCAGGAUCACGAAGGUACGAUGAUUCUCAAUACCCCAGUGGUCCACCCCCAGGACGCGAUCCGCGGGAUUCACGGUAUCCGCCUCCUGAUUUCGAUUCACAUCGUUUGCGAGACUCCAGAGAACGCGGCUAUCCACCUCCAGACGACCGCCGACCGCCACGCGAUGCCCGAGACAGAGAUCAUCGCGACCGGCGAAGCAGUCGCGCGAGUGCUCCGCCUCCUGACGAUGAUUAUGACGAUCCUCGGAGACACCAUCGGCCAAAGCACACCCGUUUUACGGAUACUGGCGUGAGCGGCAGAAAGUAUCCGGAUGAGAGUGGUUUCAGUCGUGGUUCGUAGGAGGAAUCUCGUACUUUGAUCAAAGACAGAUUGAAACACUGGGCCGAGGAAAGGCAGAAGAGAAAGAAUGGAAUCUGGCACGAGCAGACCUGAGCAACGAAUGAUGACACGAGGGGAGUAGAUUUUGGUAAUGCUACACGUUUGAUGAGUAGGCACAUGUAGUAGAUACGAUGUUAUGAGCAAUAAGGUAGUACUACUCCUUUCAAGUCCUCAGUUAUGGAAAGACUUUUUUACAUCUCAGCACUUUCUGAAUUCCGAACGCUUCUCUUUUUCGGAAAUAUGUCAUGAUCAUUUAUUCAUAUAUUUGAUCUCCAUGUCAUAAAAGAACACGUGAUUUGUGACCUAGCUUCUCCCGUACUUAUAACAACACCACCAACUACAAGACCAAGAUUCCCUCAUCACUCCAUAUAACUCACCGUCUUAAUCCUCACAAACUCCUCCAAUCCCCACUGCGCAUUAAAUCUUCCCCAACCAGAUUUCUUCACGCCACCAUGCGGCAAGCCCGCUUCAUCAUGCACACUCAUCGAAUUAAUAUGAAUCGCACCCGAAUCAAUUUCCUUUGCAAUCUUCAAUCCUCUUCCCAAACUUUCCGUAAACACGGCACCGGAAAGUCCAUAUUCCGUAUCAUUCGCAAUGGAAAUCGCUUCUUCGUCAGAUUCGAUAGCGAUGAGAGAAAGUGUCGGGCCGAAAGAUUCCGUGUACCAAAUGUCCAUGUCUUUUUUCACGUCCGACACGAUGAGGGGUCGGAUUCGAUAGGCGGAGGGGUCAGUGGAAGAAGGGUCUCCAUAGAUGAUUUUGGCGCCUUUGGAAACGGCGUCUUGCCGCAAUUUGGCGUUUUUCUCGACGCCGGGUUUGGCGAUGAGUAAAGGUGCUUCUGCCGAUGGGGCGUAGAUUUUGUCGGUGGCGGAUUUUAAGGCUUCGCCAAAGGGUUCGAGGAUUUUGCGGUGCACGAGGACGCGUUCGGUGGCCAUGCAGAUUUGUCCGCCGUGUAAGAAGGAGCCGAGGGCGACUUGGAAGGCGGCGUGUUCGAUGUUGGCGUCUUCGCAGACGAUGGCGCUGGCUUUGCCGCCGAGUUCCAUGAGGCAGGGUUUGAGUUCUUUGCCGGCUUUGGCGGCGAUGAUGCUGCCGACGAUGGUAGAUCCGGUGAAGUUGAUUUUUUUGAUGCUGGGAUGCUCGAUCAACUUGUUGGUGACUGCUGCAGCAUCUUGUGGUCGGUGAUACACAAUGUUCAAUACACCAUCGGGCAAGCCGGCCUCCUUGAGAAUGGAUCCAAUGGCCCAGUACGUCCUAGGGCUCAGCUCGGAGCCUUUCAGGACGCACGUGUUGCCUGCGGCGAUGGGAUAGAGGAAAGCACGAACACCCAGGAUGUAGGGAGCAUUCCAUGGAGCAAUGCCCAAAAUGACACCCAUGGGCUCCUUGAACAAAAACGCUCCUUGACCGGGAGUCUUGGUCUGAGGAAUGUGGCCACUAAUGGUGGAAGCGAGCCCACUCACGGAGCGGAAAUUGUCAAUGGUGGUAGCAAUGUUAAAUUGUGCAAAGGCAUCGAGAGAACCCGUUUCCUCCAUCAUAUAGCCGAUGAGCUCGGCUCUUCGUGACUCCAUGAUGUCAGCUGCUUUAAGGAGGAUGCUCUGAAUGUCGCCGGCUUUGGUUUUGCGCCAUGUUUUGAACGCUUUUUCAGCGGCUUCACAUGCCUCUGCAACAUGCUGCUCCGACGCCGAAGAGGAAGGCCACAGCGGCUGGCUUGUGCUGGGGCAAUUCACGUCAAAGGUGGUGUCUGUGACGACCUCCUGGCCAUUGAUCCAGAGCGGCACGGGCCCAGCCAUAGUGAUGACUGCUGUCCUGGUACUUGGAGAAGGAGGAGGAGGAUAAUGAGGAGAAGGAGGACGAGGACGAGGAGGAGCAAGUGGAAUGUAUCGUGACUUAGGUAUGUAGUUUGGUGCAAU